AUGGCAGCAUUGGCCUAUAGAGGACAGCUAGAUGAACUCAGCCGCACCGCGCGCCAGCAGACGCAGGUGGCAGUCCGGCCCGUUACUAACGAUGACAUCGGCCUGAAGAUACUCCGCGAGGCACCGGUAGAAGCAGAACAAAGCAUCGACAUCGUCGCAGUCCACGGCCUCGGCGCCCAUCCCGAUGACAGCUGGUGCACGAAUGCGGGCACUAAGGAAAGCCUCCAGUGGGUCAACUGGCUCGAGGAGGAAAGCAUGCUGCCGGCGGUGGCGCCGAACGCGCGCAUCAUGCGAUACGGAUACCAGUCGCAGUGGUUCGGCAAGGAGAUGAUGCAGCAGAGCGUGUCUACAGUGGCAGAGCGGUUACUGAGAGCCUUGAAGCGAACGAGAAAGGAUGUUCCGUUUCGCCCACUAAUGUUUGUAGCGCACUGCUUUGGCGGACUAGUUGUGCUUAAGACACUGUUAGAAGCCGAACAAUAUCAGAAGGACUGGCCUGGCGUGUUCUUAUCGACGACCGGCCUGAUCUUUUUCGGUACUCCGUUUCGAGGCGCGGAAGGGAUGAAUCAGAUGGAGAUGCUGGAGGCGGCGCGCCGCGAGUACCACGAGGAUCAGAGAGGUGGUCGACAGUUACUUGAAGAAGACGCGGGGCCAAACAAACAAGAUACAGAUUGCAUGCUUCUUUGA
Messenger RNA from Pyrenophora tritici-repentis Pt-1C-BFP, 684 nucleotides. Lineage: Eukaryota; Fungi; Ascomycota; Dothideomycetes; Pleosporales; Pleosporaceae. The record is from RefSeq and is a predicted model, not a curated record.